CGAGACAGUCCAGCGAGGGACAGUGCAAAGGAAGGCAUCGGUUCAAGAGGGUAACUGCUACUCCUUGCUUAGCCCACAAGGAAGGGUGCAGCCUUGGGCUAGCCUGUCCCCUCUGUGGAACUCGACUUUCCCAUCAGGAAGACAAAUGGUGGAUCUCUCAGCUCAAAUGCAGUGUUCCUGCAGCAGUAAGGACUCAGGAACGGUGAUCAGAUGAGGGAGCAGCCAAAAGUCAGUCCGUCUGGGUGCAGGUCCUGCCUCUGUCACUUACUGGCUGCAAGCAGGCAAACCAUUCAAAAUUCUAAGCAUCAGUGUCCUUGCCUCACCCGUCAGAUGGAGAUCGCCGUAUAGAAUGACAGGAACAGUAAUGUACAGCAAUGUGACUGAAGCCUAGGGUGGUUAGGCGAAUGAGAUAGGACACAGAGAGUUCUGGAACCGUGGCUGGCACUCAGUACGCAUGAGCUGUAUUCUUACUGAAUCACAUCCAGAACACAGGGAACUGCCAAAAAUGCUUACGUUCCCACCUUGACACAUAGAAAAGUCAAGCGGAAAAGAAGGACCUUUAACUACCGGAUGUGGCGGAUGAGAAAGCAAGGAUGUUGCUGUCCCUGGCAGGUGUGCAGAGGAGGCCACGCGGCAUGGCAGGUGGCCCUGGAGGCCAGCGCACCUCCUGCUCCCACCGGAGGGCCUUGGAAGAUUCCUUAACCUCCUGGGGCCACAGUCUCCUCACCUGUCCAGCUACCGAGGCCAGAGCAUAGCCCAGAGGAAGAGAGAAGGGAGCACCCUUGGCAUUUGAAGGGAUCCAGAAGUAACCUCCUUACAUCCCUGCACACCACGUGCCUCACCUGGUGAAGCAGAGAAAACUGCCUCAACUUCCCGAAAAAUGUAAUUUGCUGCACUUCAUUGCAGUCUUACUGGCUUCGAUCAUGAAUCCCAAAGUCGUGGCUGUGCUUGGGAGGACGAAGCUGGCUGUUUGAAGGGCUGGGCAGGGACAAGGCUGAGGAGCUGCUACAGCUGCCAGACACGAAGAUCGGCUCCUUCAUGAUCAGAAAGAGUGAGACCAAGAAAGGUUUUUAUUCCCUCUCGGUGAGACACCGGCAGGUGAAGCAUUACCGCAUCUUCCGCCUGCCAAACAACUGGUAUUACAUUUCCCCGAGGCUCACCUUCCAGUGCCUGGAGGACCUGGUGAAUCACUAUUCCGAGGUGGCUGACGGCCUCUGCUGUGUGCUGACCACACCCUGCCUCACUCAGAGCACAACGACUGCCCCGGCCAUGAGGGCCGCUGACUCCCCCGUCACCUUGCGCCAGAAGACCUUCGACUGGAGGAGGGCAGCCAGACUGCAGGAGGACCCUGAGGGCGCAGGGAACCCACUGGGGGUGGAUGAGUCCCUUUUCAGCUACGGCCUUCGGGAAAGCAUCGCCUCCUACCUGUCCCUGACCGGUGAUGACAGCACCCCCUUUGAUCGAAAGAAGAAAAGCGUCUCCCUGAUGUACAGCGGAAGCAAAAGGAAGAGCUCUUUUUUCUCGUCACCUCCGUACUUUGAAGACUAGCUCGAGAACAGAUAACCUGGUGUUUGCCCAAAAGAGCAGAGGUUCAGACUGUCCCCUGGGAUCGUGCAGAGAGGCACGGUUCCUUGGUCCCUGGGGAACCUCACGUCUUCCAGGAGCCAAGAGAAGCCACACGGAGAUGAACUCACGUCUUCUCUGUCCACAUCACGACAAAGGGCACCCCUCCCUGAUGUCUGAUGAGGCACAUCACAAAAUGUUGACUCUGGGAUCACGGGGCAAGGCUUGGGAAUGGCCCUGCGUGCACGUGUGUGCGUGUGUGUUUGUGGGAAAGACGAAGAUGCUGGCUCACAAAGGUGCGCAAGGACCCCUCGCCAGCACGCCGCCCAGAGGGCACACCCUGAGGGCACUGAGAGAGCUUCCCAAAGAGAAAAGCCUGAGAAGAGUGUGAGCCAACUGCUGCGGCCUAGCUGGAGGUCUGGGCUUGCAGACUGAUGCCCUGCAUUCAGCGUUGUAACCAGUCCGUCACGAGACCGCCCGGAUGCCGCUUCUCUUUUCAAGGGAACUCAGUGACACUAAAUGCUAACCUUCCUUACGAGCCCCAUGUCAGGGGUUCCCUUUGGGCUUCUCAUUCCAAAGCCACCUGUGCAGAAGUCAGACAGCCUCCCUACUUCUGCCAAGGCCAGGGCCCACGGGGGACGGGGUGCCUGGAGGGGGGAAGGCACGAGGGUGGGCCUGGAACUUUGCCUCACUGCACAGAAAGAGCUUCUCUGGUGAGCUGAGAUUUCUUGCCUAUAUUAAUGCAUCAAUUCAUGAUUGCCACAAAAGGUAUUGUUUUAAGUCCCAGGUAAGGUGUCAGGUCAAAAAAAAUAUAUAUAUAUAUCUAUAUAUAGAUAUAUAUAUAUAUAUAUUUACAGGCCCCAGCAGUGUAGACAGGGAGAAAAGUGUAUAAACAAAUAUUGUGAUGGGCGGUGUAAAGGAGAAAUCAGCUCACAGCUUUGGAUGGGACUGGAGUCGGGUAAGGUGACCCAGAAGCUCCUAAUUCAGCAGGAUCUUCAGCGAGUGGAAGGGCUGGCUGGAUUGAGCAAGGGAGAAUGGUUGGAUUGUUUUUUGUUUUUGUUUUUAAAAAGGAAAUUGAUAAGUUCUAGAGCAAUAAUUCAUCCAGGAUUUUAUUCUAAGAAGAGUCUGGCAUCCACAUGCAUAAAAAUGCUAAGCUCCAGAAAAGCUGGGAAUCAGAGUGGUUGAAUUCUGCCAAACAUAAUUUUCAGAGAUGAGAGAGAAAACAUAGUGAAAUUCUAGAGAAGGAGAAGCAUUUAUCUCCGGACGCUAUUAAGAAGGGGCUGCAGGCAUCCAUGACCCUUUCCCUGAUGCAAAGAGACUCAGAGGAAGAGGGAGCUGCUGACAGAAGUCUGUCUGUUCAGCACAUGCAUUCCGUCCGUCUGAGAUCACUGCCCUGGUGGUUUGUGUAUGUGCAGUUACAUGAUUUUCUGUAUCAUCAGAUUCCAGUGUGUUUAUACAGGAAGACGUUUGUGGUUUUCUCAAUAAUCCCCAAAGGCUCUUUCAAAAACAGCCAGCCAAUAUAUGGGAAACGAACAUAACACCGUGGACGCCGACUUCCACCAUAAGGCGGGGGACCUCGCCGCCUCCAGAUGUCUGUGCAGUGUCUUAUGUGUUGUUCUCCGUUGUGGCUGAUGUGGUGGGAAUGUUAUGCAGUUACUUAGAGGGAUUUCUAAGUGGGAAGCAUUACACUUUGCUAAAUCAUGUAUUUAUUCCUGAUUAAAAUAAACCUAAUAAAUAUUUAAUUCUUGGAA
This is a messenger RNA of Camelus dromedarius (Arabian camel), 3314 nucleotides long. RefSeq names its product Src like adaptor (gene SLA). The coding region runs from base 1039 to 1548 and encodes 169 amino acids. Gene Ontology annotation, molecular function: phosphotyrosine residue binding; epidermal growth factor receptor binding. Gene Ontology annotation, cellular component: cytoplasm; plasma membrane; COP9 signalosome. The record is from RefSeq and is a predicted model, not a curated record. Gene Ontology annotation, biological process: signal transduction; regulation of MAPK cascade. The transcript has 5 exons. Lineage: Eukaryota; Metazoa; Chordata; Mammalia; Artiodactyla; Camelidae.